Messenger RNA from Solea senegalensis (Senegalese sole), 1193 nucleotides. RefSeq names its product synaptopodin 2-like protein. Gene Ontology annotation, cellular component: Z disc; nucleus; actin cytoskeleton. The transcript has 3 exons. Gene Ontology annotation, biological process: positive regulation of actin filament bundle assembly. The coding region runs from base 267 to 1193 and encodes 308 amino acids. NCBI's taxonomy places the organism in Eukaryota, Metazoa, Chordata, Actinopteri, Pleuronectiformes, Soleidae. The record is from RefSeq and is a predicted model, not a curated record. Gene Ontology annotation, molecular function: actin binding.
GACGUGUGUGUGUGUGCGCGCAUGUGGGUGUGUUCAGGUGUGAGCGUUGGCCUUGGAGCUGGACUCGGAGAAAGAAGUCAGCACCCGGACAGUGUGGCAGGCAAAGAGCAGGUCAGAGCUCAGUAAGGGGGCCCUGACCGCUAACCAUGGGGCCAAAGCACUAAAGGGCCCCCAUAGAGAAAUAUAAAACAAGAAAUAGGAACGGAACAUAAGCAAGAAGGAGAAGAAAAGACAAAAAGACAAAAACAACAAAAGACUGAAGGACAAUGGUUGCAGAGGAAGUGAUAAUUUCAUUAUCUGGUGGAGCACCAUGGGGGUUUCGUCUCCAGGGAGGAGUGGAACAUCAGAAACCGCUCCAGGUGGCUAAGGUGCGUAAACGCAGCAAGGCAUGCAGAGCUGGGCUGCAGGAGGGUGACGAGCUGUUGUUCAUCAAUGAACAGCCAUGUGAAACACUGUCCCAUGCCCAGGCUAUGAACCUAAUUGAUGGCUCAACUGGAAUAUUACACAUCCGGGUCAAAAGAGCACCUGUAGGUUUUCAGUCUGUGGUGCUUGUGACCCGCGCGCCAUCUCCCCGUAUAGACAAAGAGUACCGUGCUGCUUUGCGUACCAUGUCACCCAACCAACCCCAUCAUGCACCUGUCCGGGAGGUCCAUUGUAGCCGCUCUUCCCUGACCAGUGGUUUGACAUCUCCACCUGGCAGUGAGGCCUACUAUGGUGAGACUGACAGUGAUGCAGAUGUGGCAGGCUAUGAGAGGCAGCGCCGACAGAAACGCCGCAGUCCCAGUAACUCCACCCCAGGGAAACCGACAGGACGAGCCUCUCCUGAGGGCGGGGAGACAUCGGAGAUGAGCGGCUAUGACAGCGCUCCAGAUGCACACGUCUACCCUCCUUUGUUGGAUAAACGAGGGGGAGAUGGAAAUGAAGGAGGAGGGCUACCAGGGGUGGCAAGGAGGGAAGUGAUUUAUCAGCCUCCUGGUCCAGGAACGUGGUCCUCCCAGACAUCCACUGAGACCUCCUCCAUUAUCUCCUCAGCAGAUGACCAGGGACCGCGGGAUGGAGGGCAAGAGGAGGACAGUGGCUUUCUGGAACCAGCCAACGUGCCUCUGGUUUCCCCUGAGAGGGCAAAGGAGGCACUGAUGCUGGGCUAUUAUGAUUAUUUAUUUAAUUGGAAGUUACUGAGCUUUUUACUCUGA